This is a messenger RNA of Limanda limanda (common dab), 1380 nucleotides long. RefSeq names its product atlastin-2-like. The record is from RefSeq and is a predicted model, not a curated record. Gene Ontology annotation, molecular function: GTP binding; GTPase activity. Lineage: Eukaryota; Metazoa; Chordata; Actinopteri; Pleuronectiformes; Pleuronectidae. The transcript is spliced from 12 exons. Bases 1 to 1380 code for a protein of 459 amino acids. Gene Ontology annotation, biological process: endoplasmic reticulum organization; protein homooligomerization.
AUGGCUGAAGAUCUGGAGGUUGAUUUACUUCCAAGGAACAAGGCCUCAAACUCUGGCAAAAAUGCCACCAUCCCCCCCUCACCUGAUGAAGGGAUUCACGAAGAAGAGGCUUUGAUAGAGGAAGCAAAGGCCAAGCCCAUCCAGGUUGUCGUGGCCAACGGGGACGAGCACAGCUUCGAGCUGGACGCCGCAGCGCUGGAGAAAAUCCUGCUGCAAGAUCACGUGAAGGACCUGAAUGUGGUGGUGGUGUCUGUUGUUGGGGCUAUCCACAAGGGCAAGUCCUUCCUGCUGGACUUCAUGCUGCGAUACAUGCACAGUCAGAGUGAUUCGUGGAUUGGAGGUGAUGAUGAGCCUCUGACAGGUUUCACAUGGCGAGGAGGCUGUGAGAGGGAGACCACAGGGAUUCAGAUCUGGAGCGAAGUGUUUGUGAUCAACAAGCCAGACGGCAGCAAGGUAGCCGUCCUCCUCGUUGACACUCAGGGAGCGUUCGACAGCCAGUCCACCAUAAAGGACUGUGCCACUGUGUUCGCCCUCAGCACGAUGACCAGCUCCAUGCAGGUGUAUAAUCUCGCCGAGAACAUCCGGGAGGAUUAUUUGCAGCAUCUGCAGCUUUUCACGGAAUAUGGUCGACUAGCAAUGGAAGAGAUCUACCUGAAACCUUUCCAGUCCCUGAUGUUCCUGAUCCGUGACUGGAGUUAUCCCUAUGAACACAACUACGGUUUGGAAGGAGGCAACGCCUUCUUGGACAGAAGACUACAGGUUAAAUGCAACCAACAUGAAGAGCUGCAGAACGUGAGGAAGCACAUCCACUCCUGCUUCUCGAACAUCGACUGCUUCCUGCUGCCACAUCCUGGCCUCAAGGUGGCCACCAACCCCUACUUUGACGGCAGGCUGAGAGACAUCGAUGGUGAUUUCAAGAGGGAGCUUACCAAGCUGGUUCCUCUCCUCCUGGCCCCCGAGCGACUGGUAGUGAAGGAGAUCGGAGGCAACAAAGUCACCUGCAGAGAUCUCCUGGAGUACUUCAAGGCUUACAUAAAGAUCUAUCAAGGUGAGGAGCUGCCUCACCCAAAGUACAUCCUGCAGGCGACGGCAGAAGCCAAUAACUUGACGGCUGUGGCAGGAGCCAAAGACAUGUACGGCAAGAGCAUGGAGCAGAUCUGCGGUGGGGACAAGCCAUACAUCGCCCCAGCCGACUUGGAGCGCAGCCACAAGGAGUUUCGCAAGCACUCUGUGGGCUACUUCCGCUCCGUGAAGAAAAUGGGCGGCGAUGAGUUCUGCCAGCGCUACCAGAACCAGCUGGAGUCCGAGCUGAACGAGGCCUACACCAACUUCACCAAACACAACGACGGCAAGAACAACAACGCUUGUGUCAUAGCCUAA